Molecule: messenger RNA, 777 nt
Organism: Protopolystoma xenopodis
Lineage: Eukaryota; Metazoa; Platyhelminthes; Monogenea; Polystomatidea; Polystomatidae
Source: the annotation of a GenBank genome assembly
AUGGCCAGUGCUCUGCUGUAUGUACAGCAGGAUGAGGCCGCUGCCUAUGUUUGCUUCUGCGCACUCAUGUCACGACUUGGCGCCAGCUUUGUCGACCACGACCAACUCCGCCUAAUCAGUCAAAUGCAACACUUACAUGACCUAGUUGUCUACAUGGAUCCGGGUCUGGCCAGCCAUCUUCGCCGGAAUAACCUGGCCAAUAUGUAUUUUGCCCAGCGCUGGCUUUUACUCGAGAUGAAGCGUGAGUUCCCACUUGACGAAGCUUUGCGUGUUCUUGAAGUACAAUGGGCAGCUCUACCAAACUCGGCACUCCGAGGGACUACAAUUGACCGUCCGUCGACAACUGCUGUUAGUAGUGGACAACUUCAUCUUCCUAUCAGCAACGGAAAUACUGACAAGAGUAGUGGUGAUGGUUGCACUUCUGACCCCUACGUGGGUCAAACUAAUGGUCAUUCCAUUGUUGCCAUUAUGGCAAAUUGUGGAGAGGGGAUUGUUGGAUGUGGCAAUUCUAUAUCCAGCGGCUCCGGAGGUCACUUGUGUCUUGCUGAGCCUUCUGCGGUCAACCUUUUCACUGUGCCAUUGAAAGAAUCAUCUGGAUAUGAGCCAAGGGUGCCGAAGCCCCCCUCUCGGGUACCUUGCUAUGCAGUCAGAGACGUGGGUCUUAUCGAAUCUUUAAUAGGCGAAGACGCGGCUAAACGAAGUCAAAUGUCGAGGCCAUCUGCAAUUGAAAUCAAUAAAACUAUGCUCCAACAAAUGCCAGUAGGAUUUCAUAUGUAA